AUGGAUUUACGGAAGAUUUUGGAUACAACUCCUGAACCACCAAUCAUUGAACCUGAUAUUCCAAAUAUCAAUUAUUCUGGAGAUUAUCAAUUACCUACACCAAUGUAUGAUUUUCAAAAAGAAUUAACAGAUCAAAUCAUAUCAUUACAUUAUCCUGAUAUUUUGAAAUAUUGUGAAUUAAAUGAUCGACGAAAUAUUAUUGUUAAAUCAUUAGAUAUUUGUCUUGAAAAUUGUCAAUUAGUUAGUAAUCAUCCUUAUUUAUUAAUUGAUCAUUAUAUGCCGAAAAAUUUAACUUUUAAACAAUUACCGGAUAAAUUAGCUGAAACUAGUGGGAAAUUUAAUGUUUUCAAAGAUUUAAUUAAUGUUUUAAUCAAUGAAGAAAAUAAUUAUCUGGUUAAUAUUGGAGUUGUUAUUAAUAAUAAAAAAAAUUUAUUUGAUUUAAUUGAUGCUAUAUUAUUAGGAUGUUCUAGAACAAAUAAUAAUAAUGUAACGGUGAUACGAUAUUCUGGUAAUAAUGUUUUACGAGAAUCUAAAAAGAAAGCUCAAAAUAAAACUACAACAACUGCUACCACUACUAGUAACACCAAAAAGACUAAGAAGAAAGCUGCUACUACUACUACAAACAAUCAAAAGAAUUCUACAACGGAGGAAAUUGAAAAAAAGACAUCAACGAUUCAUUUAAUUCCUCAUGAUGGGAAAAUAAGUAAAGGUAAACCAAAUUUAGAAGAAGUUAAAUUUGAUUUACUAAUAGUUUUCGAUGGUUCAGUUGAUACAGAAAGUGAUUUUUUCAAAUCAUUAAGAAUUCAAAAUCGGAUUGUAAAACUGAAUCGAGGUCGUCCUCCGACUCGUGGUCAUCCUCCGACUCGUGGUAGACCUCCGACUCGUGGUAGACCUCCGACUCGUGGUCGGCCUCUGACUCGUGGUAGACCUCUGACUCGUGGUCGGCCUCCUCUUAAUAGAAAUUCCAGUAGUAGUACCACGACCACCACGACCGCCACCACGACCGCCACCACGACCGCCACCACGACCGCCACCACGAAGACAAAUUUACCACCAUGUGCUAUUAUUAGAUUAGUACCAACAAGAACUAUUGAACAUGUGAAACUUUAUUAUGAACAAGAUAAAGAUCAACCUGAUUAUUUAUAUAAAGUGAUUUCAUCAAUUGUUUGUUUACGAGAUUCUAUUGGAGAAUUAGCACCAGAUAUUUAUCCAAUUUAUCAUCAAAAAUUGACUUAUUUUUCCGAUAGAUUCUUUGAUAAAUUGUUUCAACCACCAUCUACCACCAACACCACCACCAACACCACCAACACCACAAAAAAGAGAGGUAAGCAGAAGAAAGAAGAUAAACUCAAAUACCCUGGAUGGCCAUUACCUGAUUUACCCAAGAUUGGUAAAUUUACUAUUCAAGAUGUUGAACGAUCAUUAUUAACUGAAGCUCGAUUUCAUUAUACUCCAUAUGAUUCUAAUCCUAAUUAUUUAAAUAAUGAUAAUUCAUCAAGAGAUAAAAAAGAUGAAAUAAAACCAACGUAUUAUGAACUGAAAAGAUUAAAACUGGAAUAUAUUACUAAUCCAUUGAAAAAUUCUUAUGAUAUGUUAACUGGGAUUUCUAGAGGAACCAAUCAUGAGCCCAAAAUUUUAACUCAUAAAUUGAUAUUACAAUUAAAUGAGGCAUUUAUGAAAUGGGAUCUAUUGAAGAAAGAAGUUGAUUCAUAUAAUAGGUUUCAUAAUGAUGAAUGGCAAAAUAAUAAAGUUGGUAGACGAGAUCAUAUAUUGAAAUCAACUAUGGAAGGAAUUGAAAAUGAUGUAAAACAAUGUCAAUUUCGAAUUGAUUGUACUAAUAAAUCCAUAAUUAAUAAAUCCCAUGAAUUAGAAGAAAUUAAAUCAGAAAUUAAACAAAAACAAUUACAAUUAGAAAAUUUUAAAUCCAGCAACAGCGAGAGUACCACCACCACCACCGCCGCCCCCAGCACUGGUACUAGAAAGGAGAAGAAAUCCCAAAGAAAGAAACUUAAUAAACCUGAACAAGAAUGUGAACGAAAACAACAAUUUAUUAAUAAUCAAUUUAAAAUAUGGGAAUUACAAGAACAAAUGAAUGAUUAUAUUAAUAAAAUUGAAUUAAAAAAUAAUGAAAAUGAAUUUGCUUUACAAGAAUAUAAAAAUAGUUUAAAAUCAAUUGAUGAAUCAACUAAAGAAAUUGAAAUUAUAACUAAUCAAUAUAAUAAGAAUAAACGGAAAUUUGAUGAAUUAAUGGAAAAUCAAGUACCAUUUGAUAAUAAACAAUUUAAAAUUAAAAAAAGGAAAUUGUUGAAUAGAAUUAAACAUCAAUCAAUAAUUAAUGAAUCAUUAAAAUUUAAGUUAAAUAAUUCAUUUAGAUUUUUAAAUGAUACUAAACAUUUGAAAAAGAGGAAAGGUCGAGGAGGAAUAACUGGCAAAUAA
This is a messenger RNA of Candida dubliniensis CD36, 2436 nucleotides long. RefSeq lists its product as uncharacterized. The transcript has a single exon. The record is from RefSeq and is a predicted model, not a curated record. Gene Ontology annotation, cellular component: nucleus; HDA1 complex. Lineage: Eukaryota; Fungi; Ascomycota; Pichiomycetes; Serinales; Debaryomycetaceae. The coding region runs from base 1 to 2436 and encodes 811 amino acids.